Crotalus tigris (Tiger rattlesnake) is the source of this 2278-nucleotide messenger RNA. RefSeq names its product sulfotransferase family 2B member 1 (gene SULT2B1). Gene Ontology annotation, molecular function: sulfotransferase activity. The record is from RefSeq and is a predicted model, not a curated record. The coding region runs from base 926 to 1840 and encodes 304 amino acids. NCBI's taxonomy places the organism in Eukaryota, Metazoa, Chordata, Lepidosauria, Squamata, Viperidae. Gene Ontology annotation, biological process: sulfation. The transcript has 11 exons. Gene Ontology annotation, cellular component: cytoplasm.
AUCCUAUGCAAAGGGCUGAAGAGAUAAGACAUUUCAUUCUGUAAGAGAGCAAAGAAUUUGGGCGCAUUGUGUGAAUGUAUAUACAAUCCAACCUUCUCAUCUGCUUUGGCUGCUGACAGCACCCAGAAUCAAGAACAGAGACAGCUUUUGAACCAAAUUAAAGGCUUUUCUACAGGCCAACUUGAUCCAUCAUGCCACAUCUGCACUGUUUCAUCCAGCAUCCAAAGGCCAGGCUUAGCGUAUGGUGCGCACAACUAAAGAUGCUUUAAAGAGAAUCAUUCGUGGAAGCUGGCAUCACAGCUACAGUGCUGGAGAUGCUUUCAUCUACCUGUUCAUCUACCUGAAUGGUAUGGGAUGCUAAGCGUCUAAUUUCUUUCCAAGAAGUCAACACACCCAGCACUGCAAUAGUCUCUUGGUGCGAGUGUCUAUAGUCAAUCAACUAUAUAACCUUGGGGAAAAUGCUCGAACCAUAAAAUCUCCUAGGUAUUAUCUGGGCAAACAGUUGUGCAUUAACCACGCAAGCACAAAAGAGAGCCUGUGGGUGGAAUAGGCAACCAUACCAAAGCCUGAAAUAAGAGUAUAAAGAGAAAACAUCUGUCUUCGCUGGACUUGUUUGUGAUUCAGACAGGUUAACAUUAGAAGAUAGGAUCAUUCAAUGACACUGGUUGAUGCUUGGAUUCAAAUAAGAAAAAAGUCUUCAUGAUAUACCAGCCUCACUGCAUAUUCUUCACUAUCCUUCAGAUAUUCUUCAAUCUCCUUUUUAUUUCUUCAGCUGUCUGGUGUCCUUGCAACAUUUCGCCCGCAUAUACUCCUUGAGGACACAACUAAUUCUCCUGGUGGAAAGGGAGACUCCUUUGAAUUUGGUUUUGCCGCCAAGUUUCACACUUAUUUUCAAAACUUUCCUUAUCAUCUGCUGGGCUCCAGGAUGUUCCAAAAGUAUUUCCAAUAUAAAGGGAUCAGUUUUCCUGAAGUCAUCUAUGCAGGACCUGUGUUGCAGAUGGUAGAAAAGGAUUUCCAAGUUCGAGAUGACGAUAUUUUCAAUGUCACUUAUCAGAAGUCAGGAACAGUGUGGAUGCUGGAGAUUUUAAGUCUCAUCCGUAGCAAUGGAGACCCUACCUGGUGCCAAACCACGCCUAAUUGGGAUAGAGGUCCCUGGUUCGAGACAGUGAUAGGAUACAGGACAGCUUUGACCAACGAGUCGCCCCGCAUUAUUAGCUCUCACCUGCCUGCACAUCUUUUUGCCAAGUCUUUCUUCAAAUCCAAAGCUAAGAUAAUCUACACAGUCAGAAAUCCCAAAGAUGUCUUGGUGUCCCUGUAUCAUUUUGCUUCAAUGUUUCACCCCUAUAAAGAUCCUGGCACCUUGGAUCAAUUUCUUGAGGGCUUUCUAAAGGGAGAUGUGCCUUUUGGAUCCUGGUUUGACCACAUUAAAGGUUGGAUGAACUUGAAGGACAAAGAGAACUUCUUCAUUACGUAUGAGGAGUUGCAAGAGGAUCUGCGAGGAAGUGUUGUUCGUAUCAGCCAGUUCUUAGGCAAAGACUUAGAUGAUGCAGCCAUUGACUCCGUGGUUGCAAAUGCCUCCUUCGAAUCCAUGAAGAGGAAUAAGAUGUCCAACUUCUCACUCACACCGAAGUUCAUCAUGAACCAAAAGAAAAGUGCUUUCUUUCGCAAAGGUGAUGAAGAGAUGGAACGGGGAAGGAUUUGCAUCUGGAACAGCCUCAAUCAGGGGAUUUCUGGAGAUUGGAAGAACCACCUGACUAAGGCACAGAGUGAAUGUGUUGACCAAAUCUACCAGGAGCGUCUGAAAGAUUUAAAUGUCACUUUUCCCUGGAACAAGGACUAAAUUUGCCUUUUUCCAGUUGAUUCCCUCCAUUACUGGACUGAAUAAAGACUUAUCAGGAUACUCAUUCUCUAGUGCAAGACAUAGAUUAGUGGGAACAUCUAUGGGAGGUACAGGAGAUAUUCAGAGGGUUCUUCUGAAUUUCAUGGGAAAAGAAUGGGACUAGGUGAGGACAAUCAUUAAGUCCAGGAAAUCAGAGCUCAGGUAGUAUGUGGGAUGGGAUGGAUUAGAUUCCAGAAGUAAUCAAACUAUAGUGCUGAUAUCUUGUCUCAAUAUAUGGUUUUGAACAUACAUGGUGCUGAACAUCUGAAUCUGGCUAAUGCCUAGAUGGAAGAUUAACCUACUAUCUGUGAACCCCCUUAUCCAUGAUGGAAACUGCAUUGUGAAUAUAAUAUAAUGAAUAAAGUCAGGCGACCAAUGCUUCUUUCUUUUAAAAAAGCA